This is a messenger RNA of Daphnia carinata, 1893 nucleotides long. Its product is annotated as SEC14-like protein 2. Gene Ontology annotation, cellular component: cytoplasm. The transcript has 11 exons. NCBI's taxonomy places the organism in Eukaryota, Metazoa, Arthropoda, Branchiopoda, Diplostraca, Daphniidae. The record is from RefSeq and is a predicted model, not a curated record. The coding region runs from base 81 to 1274 and encodes 397 amino acids.
CCCGCCUUUCCCCGUCCGGAUAUAUAAAACAGAGGCAAAACUGACCUGCUUGUCAUUUGAUUUACAACUCGAACAUCAAGAUGAUGUUGUCCCAAUUGAACGAGCUUCAAAAAGAAACGUUUGCUCAGCUUAAGGAAAGCAUCAAAGAUUGCAAAUUGAUUGACUCGAGUGAUGACUACGUCGUCAAAUGGCUUGUUGCUCGUAAUUUUGAUGUCGAUCAAGCUGAGAAGAUGCUUCGACGCUCAUUGGAAUGGAGGCGCGCGAACCGAAUCGACGAAAUCGUAGAGCAAUGGGAGCCACCUUUGGUUCUGGUCAAAUACUAUCCAAUGGGAAUUAUUGGUAACGAUAAACAAUCAUGUCCUGUGUGGAUCGUGUCGUUCGGCAAUGCUGAUUGGAGGGGAAUUCUGCAAUCGGUCAGUAAACGAGAUUAUUUGCGGUACAUUUGUUACAUGGCCGAAAAGAGCUUCAAAGAAAUGAGGAAGAAUUCUUUGCAAACACAAAAACCAGUCACGUAUCAGACGUUUAUUAUCGAUAUGGAUGGAUUAUCGAUGAGACAAAUGUCCUACAAGCCUUUUAGAGAAGUUGGAAUCGAAGGGAUCAAACUAUCCGAGGCAAAUUAUCCAGAAAGUCUUCGUCGUGUAUUCAUAAUCAAUGCGCCCAAGGCCUUCACUUUCGUCUUUUCUAUGGUGAAACCAUUUCUGCACCAGGUGACGUUGGACAAAAUCAGCGUCUUUGGCUUCGACAAAAAUGAAUGGAGCGCUGCUUUGCUGAAAGAAAUUGAUGCGGAUCAACUUCCAGUUUAUUAUGGCGGCACGAUGACGGACUCAAAUGGAGACCCUAAAUGUUCCAGCAAGAUUUGCUUGGGUGGAGAAGUACCACCAUCAUAUUACAUGGAAGUGGUGAAACCGACGCCCAAGGAGUACAUGACGUCUUUGACGUUGUCUAGUGGCAGUAAGAAAAAACUUGAGUACAAAAUUAUUCAAACCAAUUCCGUGCUCAGGUGGGAAUUUAUGACGGAGGAAGGGGACAUUGGCUUCGGUAUCCAUUACGUGGAGCGAAACGGUGAGAGGGUAGAUCUAGUCAACAACGAAAGAGUUGAAAGUAAUUUAAUUAUGGAAGAAGGCGAGGUUGCAUGCACUCGGCCAGUCCUCUAUGUUGUGGAAUUUGACAAUAGCUACAGUUUCUUACGGUCAAAGAAAAUCUGGUACCGCAUCAUCGUCGAUCUCCCUUCAUCCAAUGUACCGUACGAGGAAUUCGAUCCGAAAGAAGAAUGAAAUUGGAAAUGGUUGACAACUUUUAUUGCUUUAGACAAACGUUUAUAGUUCUGUAAAGAAUUAUUACCAGCAUGCUGUUGCGGAAUUUUACAAGUGUUGUUAACAAGGUUUACGUUUUCUCAAAUCUAUCAUUGUCGCUUUAUCUGAUCAAGCAUAACGUAUUCGAUUCGCGCGAAAAAAUUACGUUAAGCCCAACAAAUUGGUAAUUAAUGUUUUAAUGAAUUAAAGUUUUCAGCUAAAGUGUUUGGCUAUGUUCAUGUUUGUUUGUUUUUUAAAGCUUUAAUUUGCAGUUUUUGUAGGAUACAGCAGAGUUCGUAAUUUUAAGACAUCCGUUCGCUAGAAAGGUCAUGUAAGUUCACUAUCGUUAAAUUCAUGCCAUCUGUUAGUUUUCGAGGAGUUAUAGCAUGCUGCAGCUGCGUAUGUUUAUGAUUUGAAUGUGUUCCCUAAUGUAUGCAUGUGUGGCCUACCCUGUUCUUGCCAAAUGGAGAAAAAUCGAGUGUUUACUUGACACUACAUAAUCUGGAAUUCGGAACAGUGUGUUUAUUCUAUCCGAUAUGUUUUUAGAAAAGCCUUUAUGUGCUAUGUAGUCUCCGUCUGUUUAAUUAAACAUUCAAUACGA